AGAACUAAAGAUCCAAUCAGCCAGAGAGUCGGAUAGGGGGAAGAGGCACAUGCUCAUUCAGUUCACUCAUUCAGUUUCUCACACAUCCCUGUUCUACUCACUCUUGCUUACAGCUCUACAGGCAGAGGCAGCCUCUUAGGUAGAAACAGCUCUGGUGGGGAGGGAAAAUUCCUUUUGAUUUCCAAAGGAAACUCGAGUGCAAUCAAUCAGAGCCUUCAAGCGUUCCUUUGAAGAAACUUACAGGGAAAGUAUUGCAACAUGAAUGGACCGGUGGAUGGCUUGUGUGACCAUUCUCUGAGUGAAGAAGGUGCCUUCAUGUUCACUUCGGAAUCUGUAGGAGAAGGGCAUCCUGAUAAGAUCUGUGAUCAGAUCAGUGAUGCUGUGCUGGACGCCCAUCUCAGACAAGACCCAAAUGCCAAAGUUGCUUGUGAAACUGUCUGCAAAACCGGAAUGGUCCUACUCUGUGGGGAAAUCACUUCAGUUGCCAUGGUAGAUUAUCAGCGUGUAGUUCGAGAUGCCAUUAAACAUAUAGGCUAUGAUGAUUCAGCCAAAGGCUUUGACUUCAAGACCUGCAAUGUGCUGGUAGCACUGGAACAACAGUCUCCAGAUAUUGCCCAGUGUGUCCAUUUAGACAGAAAUGAAGAAGAUGUUGGUGCUGGGGAUCAGGGCUUGAUGUUUGGCUAUGCCACAGACGAGACAGAAGAAUGUAUGCCUCUCACCAUUAUACUUGCUCAUAAACUCAAUGCCCGGAUGGCAGAUCUGAGACGCACAGGAGUUCUCCCUUGGCUAAGACCUGACUCUAAAACUCAAGUCACUGUCCAGUACAUCCAGGACAAUGGAGCAGUCAUUCCAGUACGCAUUCACACCAUUGUGAUCUCUGUGCAGCAUAAUGAGGACAUCACAUUGGAGGACAUGCGCCAGGCUUUAAAGGACCAAGUGAUUCGAGCUGUGGUGCCUUCAAAAUAUUUGGAUGAAAAGACAAUUUACCACUUGCAGCCCAGUGGGCGUUUUGUCAUUGGGGGCCCACAGGGGGAUGCAGGCGUCACUGGUCGGAAGAUCAUUGUGGACACUUAUGGAGGCUGGGGGGCUCAUGGAGGAGGAGCCUUCUCUGGGAAAGACUAUACCAAAGUGGAUCGCUCUGCAGCCUAUGCAGCUCGUUGGGUGGCAAAAUCCCUAGUGAAAGCCAAAUUGUGUCGGAGAGUUCUUGUGCAAGUUUCUUAUGCAAUUGGUGUGGCUGAGCCUCUCUCAAUUUCCCUGUUCACCUAUGGGACCUCCAAAAAGACAGAGAAAGAGCUGUUAGAUGUGGUGAACAAGAAUUUUGAUCUUCGUCCUGGAGUCAUUGUCAGAGACCUUGAUUUGAAGAGGCCAAUUUAUCAGAAGACAGCAUGCUAUGGCCAUUUUGGAAGAAGCGAAUUUCCCUGGGAAGUUCCCAAAGUUCUCAAAUUUUAAUGCUGGCAGGAACCAAGCUCUGAAAGAAAAUAUGAUAAAAUUCCACAUUCCAAGAUGGCCUCGGUUUUCUACUCCCUGUGACCACUCUAUAUUCAGAUCAGAGAGCUACUCAACACUGGCAGACUAGUUGUUUCUAUAGGAAUUAGUUCUGUUUUAGGCCACUGCCCUGAGAUAUUAGCAAAGCCAGGCUUGUCUUUAGCACGUUGCCACCAUUAGAAGGUCUGGCAUCAUUCAUCCUUCCAGUGUUGCUGUUUGUAAGGCAAUAAUGAUUUGCCCUCAACUCUUGACUCUGACCCAGAACAAUAUAAUUUCAAGGAGAGGCGUAUAAUCCAAGCUUUAUAAUAUGCCAGUCACAGCUCUUAUUUCUUUAUCACCCAGGGUACAGUAGUGGUAGUGGGGUUUGGAAUUGGGGAAGUCUAGGGUCCAGGUUUAUUUCUUUUACAGUGGCAUCCUGGGUUCUCUGUAAAUCAUUCUCCCCUACUUGCUAUGUGCCAAUGCCAAGAUUUCCCAAAUGGGCCAACAUCCCAAAGAUUUGAUCUUCUAUUUGCAAGAUAAUACCCACACCAGAAAGUUCUUACCUGGGGGCUCCUGGACUUCCAAAGGGGUCCAUGAAUAGAUUUUAGGGGGGUGAAUUUAGCUGAGAAAACCCCUCAAGUCUUUAUUUUCAUGAACUUCUAACUGAAAUAUGCCAUUUUCUGUACUUAUUUAAAGAUACUCUUCUGAGAAGGGUCCCUAGACUUUACUAGAUACUGCUCAAUGGGCAGUUAAGAAUAUAUGAAUGAUACCAAAAAGUUCUCAUGUAGGGAAGAAGUGUGAUGCAAUGAAGAGACACUUGGAUUUGGAAUCAGUUGUCCUGGGUUCAAAUCUUGACUUUACCAUGGUAUCUAUUGAUACCAUGGUAUCAUGGGUGACUUCAAGCAAUUCUUAACUCCUCUGGGUCUCAGCUAUAGUACAAAAUGAGGGCAGUUGGCCCUCUUCAGUCCCAAAUCUAUGACCAAUGAGCCUUAGGGCCAUAUCUAAUCCAGUUCAGGGUCAUGCUUUUGAGGUUUCUGGGCCUUUACUCUUCAACCCUGUCUUGGUGCUCUGGGCUGGGUUUCUAUUAAGAAGCAGGCCUUAUAGAAAAAAGCAGAUUUGAAUGGUAUCCUAGCCCAGUGCCUUGCACAUAGUAGGAACUUAAUAAGUGUUUAUUGAAUUCAUUAGGAAGGGCUUAUCAGAAAUAUGUCUACUUCUGUAACUGAUUGAGAAUCAAUGAUCUUCACAAUUCAAUAUAUAAAAGGAGACAGGGCCAGGAAGAGAAGCUACAGAAGUAUUUAUUUCUGUCUCAGGAAUAUUUCACACAAAUCAGACCAUGUGCCAUCUAGUAAAGAUACCCCAAAGGUUUUUCUUGGGGGAAGAGUAGAGAAUAAGAACCAAUGAGAAGCUAUAAAAAUUAUAGACUAAAAAUAAAAUGAAAAAACACUGUUAAUCAAGAAAUCAAUCCAAUUGUGUGUGAUACAGGGGCCAGCUCUGGGGCCCAAUUUCCAUGUAACUGCUGCUGUUGUUAGGAAGAUGAAUCCUGAAAACUCAUUUUGAAGAGACUUUAGGUUCCCCGAAGAGGAGGUAGCAAUGAAGCAAGUUCUUUACUAGAAAAAUCACAUCUAUUAGGCACAUAAGGGUUUUUCAAGUAAAGGACUGCCAAGCCCCAAACUGUGAUUGUAUUUUCAUUUUCUUACAUGGUAUUUUUAAAGACACAUCGGAGAGAGACAAUAUUUUUUAAUUAAAUGCAUUUAUAGUUCAUUGCUUACCAUGAAACCAUUGCUAACAGGCAAGUCCAUUGUAAAGGUCAAGCUGAUUUUUGAAUGUAUAACACUAAGCUACAUAAAGUAGCAGAUGUAAUGUACCUCAGCUCCCACUUAUCCUGCUUUUUGUAGCUGAAAUCAAGGUGAAAAAUAACAGCCACAGAAGAGCAUUCUGAUUUGAGCCAAGGAUACCAUGAUGAGUCAGAUAGGUCUCUCAUCUCCAAACUUACUUCCCUCACACCCUGUUGCUCUUAUAGCUGUGAACUUGCUUUCCAUCAAUUAAUUAUUUGCCUAGAAAGCUAAAAAAUUCCAGCAUCCUUUUGUCAUUGGUCACCAAUAAUGUUCUACCUUUUGAAUUUCCCCUUGCAUUUGUCUAAUCACAGAUGUCUUCUCUUAAAAAAUUUUUUUUGGCCCCUGAGAAGUAUAUGGGACAAAACUUUUUUUUUCAGACCAAUAAUGUCUAAGCAUUUGCCAAAAAUACUAGUGUGAAGCAACUGCCGUAAGAUGAGCCAUCUGUUUGUGCUGAUCAUUAUUAGCAGGAGAUGCAGUUUUUCUUUACUUUACUGAAAGGAUUCUGACAGAUGAAAUUCUACAGGCAUAGAGGACCAUUGGUUGGUGGAAGAGUGUCUUUGUAUUUGUCCUAGGAUACCAACUGAGCUUUAUUUUUUCCUUAUCCCUGGAAGAAUUUUGUCUGAACAAAGAAGGAUAUGCUCAAUGUAUUUACAAACUCCUUGAAUAAAAGGUGAUGCAGAAAUCUAUACAAUAGUUUAAUAUUUUACCCAAAAUGUUACUGUGCUUCUAACAGAGUAUUAAACUUAGAGCCAGAUUUGGCCUUGUUCAGGCUCUACUGGUUAAGUGCCAACAGAGUAAGUGACCUAAUUUUUGUUGACUCUUCCUCUCCAGAAAUAUAAAGAGCAAGUUCAUUUGUGAGCCUAUUUGCAAUUCAUUGAUUUUCUACUUUCUUGCCCCCCCAAGAUUUUUUCAAAGGAAAACAUUUGUAUGAAGCCAACUUCUUUCCUUCUCAAUAUUCAGCUCCUACUUGUUCUGUAUAUAAUAAAUAAAAAUUCAAACAAUAUUA
Molecule: messenger RNA, 4305 nt
Organism: Monodelphis domestica (gray short-tailed opossum)
Lineage: Eukaryota; Metazoa; Chordata; Mammalia; Didelphimorphia; Didelphidae
Gene: MAT1A
Product: methionine adenosyltransferase 1A
Biological process (GO): S-adenosylmethionine biosynthetic process
Molecular function (GO): methionine adenosyltransferase activity; ATP binding
Source: RefSeq, a predicted model, not a curated record